Molecule: messenger RNA, 4102 nt
Organism: Populus trichocarpa (black cottonwood)
Lineage: Eukaryota; Viridiplantae; Streptophyta; Magnoliopsida; Malpighiales; Salicaceae
Product: lysine-specific demethylase JMJ18
Exons: 11
Coding region: 439-3825 (1128 amino acids)
Biological process (GO): chromatin remodeling
Cellular component (GO): nucleus
Molecular function (GO): histone H3K4me/H3K4me2/H3K4me3 demethylase activity
Source: RefSeq, a predicted model, not a curated record
AUUACCAAAUUAGAGUAGGAGACUGAUUCCGUAUUUCCUCAUCACAUUCAAACCUCUUCCAAUCCUUUUCAACCUUAACCGUUCUUAAAUAAAAUUAUUAUUUUAUUCUAUUUUUAAUAAAGAAAUAAAAAUUCUGUUUUGAUUUCGCCUGCUUUGUCAUUCUUUUAAUUAUUAUUAUUCUCUUUCUGCCAAUCAAAUCAAAUCACAUAAAAGAAAACCCAAGUCAUUCCUAUUGCUUCUUUCAAUAAAAUCUUAGUAUUGGAUUUUAUGAGAGAAAGAAACCGUUUCUUACUUGCACAAUUGGGUUAGAAGGAAAUUAAGGGUUAGAAGGAAAUUAAGGGUUAGGUUUCUUCUUGUUGGAGAAGAAGAGAAGGACAUAGUUUUUCUUUCUGGGUUUUGAUUUUUGGUUAGGUUAGUUCUUUCAUUUUUUAUUAGUCAAUGGAACAGUUCAAAUCUCCUGCAUAUUCUCAUGUCAAAGAGGAUCAUUCUAUUAAGCAAUCUUGGAGAAGUGACAAUACCCCUAAGGGCCCAAGAAGUCCCCAAAAUCAAAAGGUAACAGCCAGAUGGGAUCCAGUCGAAGCUUGUAGGCCUCUCAUUGAUGAUGCUCCAGUGUUUUAUCCAACUGUUGAGGAAUUUGAAGAUACACUUGGUUAUAUAUCAAAGAUCCGUGCGAAAGCAGAGUUGUAUGGUAUAUGCCGGAUUGUCCCUCCACCUUCUUGGAGUCCACCUUGCCGCCUCAAAGAGAAAGAUAUAUGGGAACAUGCUAAAUUUUCUACAAGAAUUCAGUAUGUUGAGUUGCUUCAAAAUAGGGAGCCAAUGAGAAAAAAAUCUAAAAGUCGGAAACGGAAAAGGAGAUUUUCGAGGAUGGGAACAACGAGGAGACGCAAGAGGAGACUUACCAAUUCUAGUUCAGAAGGAAAUGUUGCCUCUGAGACUGAUGAGACAUUUGGAUUCCACUCUGGUUCUGAUUUCACACUUGAAGAGUUUGAGAAAGAAGCUGCUUAUUUCAAAGAGUGCUACUUUGGAACGAAGGAUCUAAUGGAUGAUGGGAAUGAAACCCAAAAAUGGGAGCCUUCUGUCGAGGAUAUUGAAGGUGAAUACUGGCGGAUUGUUGAAAAACCAACUGACGAGGUUAAGGUACUCUAUGGAGCUGAUUUGGAAACAGCAACAUUUGGAAGUGGGUUCCCUAAGGCUUCAGCCUUGAUGACUGAAGGUGAUUCAGAUCAGUAUGUGGUAUCUGGGUGGAAUCUAAACAACUUACCACGCCUGCCAGGUUCUGUGCUGUGUUUUGAAGGAUGUGAUAUCUCAGGAGUUUUAGUUCCAUGGCUGUAUGUUGGAAUGUGUUUCUCAUCAUUUUGUUGGCAUGUUGAGGACCACCACUUAUAUUCGCUAAACUAUUUACAUUGGGGUGAUCCAAAGAUAUGGUACGGAGUACCUGAAAGCCAUGCUUCCAAUUUGGAGGAUGCAAUGAGAAAACAUUUACCUGAUUUGUUCGAAGAACAGCCUGAUCUACUUCAUGGACUGGUAACUCAACUAUCUCCUUCAGUUUUAAAAGCUGAGGGUGUACCAGUUUAUCGGGUGGUCCAACACUCUGGGGAGUUUGUUCUAACCUUUCCUAGAGCAUACCACUCUGGCUUUAAUUGUGGCUUCAACUGUGCAGAGGCAGUGAAUGUAGCCCCUGUUGAUUGGUUAGCACAUGGACAGCAUGCAGUUGAGCUUUACAGUGAGCAACGGCGCAAAACAUCUAUAUCCCAUGACAAGCUACUGAUGGGAGCAGCUCAGGAAGCAAACCAUGCCCUUAGGGAGCUAUUACUUCUUGGAAAGGAAACUCCUGAAAAUUUAAGGUGGAUGAGUGUCUGUGGGAAGGAUGGAGUGCUUACUGCAGCAGUUAAGACAAGGGUAAAGAUGGAGGAGGAAAGAAUAAAGAGCCUUCCGACUAAUUUAAAACUGCAAAAGAUGGAAAAGGACUUUGAUUUGCAAAAAGAGAGAGAAUGUUUCUCAUGCUUCUAUGACUUGCAUUUAUCCUCUGCCAGCUGUAAGUGCUCCCCUGAACGAUUUGCAUGCCUUCAACACGCAAGCCAUUUUUGUUCAUGUGAAAUAGACCACAGAUAUGUCCUUCUCCGCUACACUAUGGAUGAAUUGAACACUCUGGUUGAUGGGCUGGAGGGAGAAUCAUAUGGUCUGAAAGACUGCCCUGAUGAACAGGGAUUAGUUUCUCUUGGUGAUAAUGGCACUCGUGUUCCUGAGCUGGAACUUAAGGGUGAGGAAUUCCAAACCAACUAUUCUAAGAGGAAGGAAAGUCCACGUUGUUCUAAAAAAACAGAAGAAAAAUUGAGCACCAAAGGCUCUUGCAGUUUUAAUAGCAAUACUUCUUCAGAAGUAAUCCAGUCAGAGAGUUAUCACAACAGCUUUCCAGUAAUGAAAAACAAAGAUAAGGUGAAGCAAGAGGGAUGCAUUGAUUUGAAUAUUGAUGUUAUGUCUAUUGAUCAGGAAAGUAAGCAUCUGCUUGAAUCUGAUGGCUGUGAUAACAAAGCAAUCUCAUAUGUGAAGGAGACACAUGGUUCACCAUGUAUGCAAGAGACGCCUGGCAGUUCAGAUGCGGCAAAAGAACAAGACAGGGAACAAGCUGUUGGAGAUUGUGAAGCUAAGUUACAGGAAUUGUCAAAUAAAAAUGACCCUUCUUAUCCAAUGUUUACUCAAGAUACUUGUGCAUCUCGUAAUAAGUUGUUUGGGGUUGAUCUUUCACGUUCACAUUCAGUGAGGCCAGCAAAGAGCUUCAAAACUGAAAUGAAUAAGGGUGGCUUAGAUGUAAGACCUGCAACUAAUGGCAGUUCAGAUGCGGCAAAAGAACAAGACAGGGAACAAGCUGUUGGAGAUUGUGAAGCUAAGUUACAGGAAUUGUCAAAUAAAAAUGACCCUUCUUAUCCCAUGUUUACUCAGGACACUUGUGCAUCUCGUAAUAAGUUGUUUGGGGUUGAUCUUUCACGUUCACAUGCAGUGAGGCCAGCAAAGAGCUUCAAAACUGAAAUGAAUAAGGGUGGCUUAGAUGUAAGACCUGCAACUAAUCAAAGCAUUCCAGUAAAGAAAUUGAAUCCUUGUGUAGAACCAAUAAAUGUAGGAUCCGUCAUGUUUGGAAAGUUUUGGUGCUGUAAGCAGGCCAUUUUCCCUAAAGGAUUUAAAAGCCGGGUUAAGUUCUUUAAUGUGCAUGAUCCCAUAAAAAAAUGUUCCUAUAUUUCAGAAGUACGGGAUGCUGGGCCUCUUGGCCCUCUUUUCAAGGUAUCUUUAGAAAAAUUCCCGGGUGAGACAUUAGCAGCAGAUGUUUCAAUUCAGAAGUGCUGGGAGAUGGUGGUGCAAAGACUAAAUGAUGAAAUUGGAAGACGAAACAGCCUAGGAGAAAGAAACCUUCCCCCUUCGCAGAGUAUUAAUGGGAUUGAAAUGUUUGGAUUCCUCUCCCCACCAAUUGUUCAGGCUAUCGAGGCUCUUGACCCUGAUCAUCGUUGCGUGGAAUACUGGAAUCACAGGCUUGUUAAUUUGAGGAAUACAAGGGAAGCCAAGCAGCCCCCGUUUGGAUCAAGUUGCUGUCUCACAAAAAUGAAGGAAAAAAUUGACAUUAACCUUUUGACACAGGAACCUGGUAGCUUAUUCAUAGGAGGUCAUCGCUCAGUUGACGAAGAUGUGCAGCACGUGCUGCGAGGCUUAUUCAAGAAAGCUAGUCAGGAAGAGUUGAAAACAAUGCACAGAAUACUCCACAGUGACGCACAAAGUGCUGAGCGAAGAGAAGCUUUCACAACACUGAUGGAGGAGAUUCAGAAAACAAGUAGAUAAAUAAAAAGAACAUGUUUAGGUUCCAUCAUUCUUUCUCAUUGAGAGUAGCUUACUUUCUCAUAAUUCAGGCCCAUUUUUUUCAAAAGUUUAUAAAAGGGAAAGAGUUCCCAGGCACGAGUCACGCUCAAAUAUUUUGCAGCGUGCCUGCUCGUAAUGUAGAUACAGUAUCUUGAUUGCUGAUGCCAACUGACCACAAGGGUGAUUUUGUACAUUAGGAACCCUUGUUCCCACCAUGUUCCUUUCUAAAUUUCAUUGAGUUCUAACUUGGUUUCCUUUC